AUGUCCGACGAUGUCAUCCACCACCAUCAUCACCAUGACCCGUACAACCAGGGCAUGAUAGGCGUCCCCCAUGGCCCUGAAACAGGUGAUGACCAUGUGUCUCUACGGGAUUUCCCACAGGAGAGCGACGAGGAGCGAGUCUUGAAGAGCGUCAUCUAUCCCGAUGAUACACACACAGAAGAUGGCACCUACUGGGCGGAUCUCCCCUGGGCGAAGCAGCUUGCCUUCAAUCGGAAAGUCGACAAUGCGGAGGCGAAGAGCGAGUUGAUCAGCAUUGGGAGGAUGUUCAAAAAGGACCCAUUGGAGCCCAUUAGGUGGUACUUCAGAAAUGCCGUCUUGCCCGGUGCCGGUCUCGGUCUUGAAGGCUAUGUUCUUUUCUCCAUCGGAAACUUGACGCCGCUUUUCUCCGCCGUUUGGCCAUCUUGUUGGAAAACGUUCAAGGUGUGUAAUAAAACCUGGGUCGACUCGGUCCAGUACCUGGAGGUAUCUGGCAUUAUCGUCGGCCAGAUCCUUGUUGGUCUUCUUGGUGACGGUAUCGGUCGCCGUUGGGGUCUCAUCCAAGAUGCCGGUAUUAUGUUCAUUGGCCUUCUGAUGCUCGUUGCCUCCUGGGGAACCACUCUGAAUGGCUGGGUCAUCUGCUAUGCCUGGUCACUGUUCUUCUAUGGCAUCGGCGUCGGCGGGGAGUAUCCAAUGACAGCCACCGCCGCCAUGGAGAAUGCUACCGGGUCGGGGAGGGUCUCUACCAAAGAUGAUCGCCUACAUCGUGGUCGCAAGGUCACCAUGGCGUUCUUGAUGCAAGGAUGGGGGCAGUUCAUGAACCAAGCCGUCCUCAUCCUUCUCCUCUUGAUAUUCCAUCACGGUAGUGGGAACCCCCCCUAUUCAGCGGUCUCUGCGCAGUGGACGUUCCGCAUUUCUUUCGCUAUUCCAACCGUCGGUACGCUGUGGCUGGUCUACUACCGCUACUAUAAAAUGCCUCUUGCGUCCAAGGCGCUAAAUGCAGCCAAGAAAAAGUCAAGCGUGACUGGAUACGACAUGCAAUCGUUAAAGCUUACCUGCCAUCACUUUGGCGGCCGUCUUAUUGCAACUGCUGGAGCCUGGUUCUGCAAUGACGUUUUCUUCUAUGGCAACAAGCUUUUCCAAUCUCAGUUCAUUAGCGUCCUCUCGCCGAAUACGCAUUCGAUCAUGACGAACUGGCUCUGGAACUUGGUCAAUGUUGGCGUUUCCCUUUGCGGAUACUAUCUCGCGACGUUCCUCAUCGAUAUCAAGUUCGUUGGACGAAAGAGGAUGCAACAACUUGGCUUCCUGAUGGACUUCGUUCUUUUUGUUGUCCCGGCUUUCCACUUCUACUAUUAUGCCCAAGUGAAAGCCAACAUCCCAGCCUUUCAAGCCAUGUACUUCCUUUCGUCCUUCUUCAACCAAUUCGGUCCCAACAGCACCACCUUCCUCGUCGCCGCUGAGGUCUUUCCGACACCCGUCCGUGCUUCCGCCCACGGCUUCUCCGCCGCCGUGGGUAAACUUGGCGCCCUACUUGCUGCGGUCCUCUACAACUACAUCGACACACAGACGAAAUUCUAUGUCGUUCCCUGGUUUGGUCUGGCAGGUAUGCUGGUAACUUGGCUUUUCCUUCCGGAUACCACCGGUCUCGACCUCAAGGAGCAGGAGCGCCGAUUUUCAUAUAUCCGAGCUGGCCGUGAGGAAGAGUAUCAUGGUGUGGCGGUCCAUCCUCACCAUCUCUCUUUGUGGGAGCGUCUCCGAGGUGCCGGUAAACACUAUGACCCGAAACUCGAUUAUGUGAGCAAGGUUAAAGACCUUCGUGAGGAAUGGAAAGAAAGACAGGCUGAAAGGAUGCAUGACGAGGCGGCCUGUGGCGAAUUGGAUGACGAGCUACCACCAGAGGUGCACGACUUUUUUGCGAAGGAGCACAAUUCCAACCCUGAAUCGAAGGGCAAACAAACGCCCAGCGCUGGGAACAGUGACGGGAGUCCCAACGGGAACAGCGAUUCGAGUACCAACGGGAUCAGUGAAAAAGACUCCCAUUCUUAG
Molecule: messenger RNA, 2043 nt
Organism: Venustampulla echinocandica
Lineage: Eukaryota; Fungi; Ascomycota; Leotiomycetes; Helotiales; Pleuroascaceae
Product: putative inorganic phosphate transporter C8E4.01c
Exons: 3
Coding region: 1-2043 (680 amino acids)
Biological process (GO): transmembrane transport
Cellular component (GO): membrane
Molecular function (GO): transmembrane transporter activity
Source: RefSeq, a predicted model, not a curated record